Plasmopara halstedii is the source of this 1428-nucleotide messenger RNA. Its product is annotated as camk protein kinase. The coding region runs from base 1 to 1428 and encodes 475 amino acids. Gene Ontology annotation, biological process: positive regulation of transcription elongation by RNA polymerase II; transcription elongation by RNA polymerase II. Gene Ontology annotation, molecular function: RNA polymerase II C-terminal domain phosphoserine binding. The transcript is spliced from 4 exons. Gene Ontology annotation, cellular component: Cdc73/Paf1 complex; nucleus. The record is from RefSeq and is a predicted model, not a curated record. Lineage: Eukaryota; Oomycota; Peronosporomycetes; Peronosporales; Peronosporaceae.
AUGCCUGCGCCAUCACUCUCUAUCCAGGUACAUCCAAGCAUCUUGACUGUUCACAUUCGUAUGAAAGACCGUCCAGGCACAACUGCCAUUGACAUCACACCGUCACUCUUAUCGUCAAAGAAUCUUAUCGUGCGAUUUCAUGAGUUAGCAUUUGAUGAAUUUGACCUUGGUGGUCCGUCAUUAAAGUCCAAUAAUGACUCACACGCAGAUGUCAAGCCGGCAGAUCCGGAUAAGCUCUUUAGCGAUGAUAGCGAUGAAGAGGGUGACAACAAGGAUGGGGAUGACAAGAAGAGGGUGAUAUCACCUAAGAAGAUUGAUAAAGACAAGGAAAUGGAGGAUCUGUUUGGAUCAGACUAUGAUUCAGAGGAAGAAGAAUUUAAAGCCUCAGGUGUGAAGGAGUCACCCGCACGCGACGGUCAACGCAGCAAUGAAGAAUUCUCAAGAGAUGACGCUGGAGACCGUAACGCAUCUGGAGGUGGUGAUGGAGACAAUGGCUACUCGGACAAUAUGUGGCUACCCCGGACUCCCAAGGCUCCUAACACUACUAAGUAUUUUAUAAGCAAAAUGCCGAAUAUUUUGCGCUUUGUGCCAGAGCCGUACACUAAAGAGGGUAUUCGAGCUGAGAUGGAGAAUUCAUCGGAUGAAACACUUUACCGUAAUUACGUGCGCUGGCGCUACAAACGCGACCCUGUAUCAGGUCGCGUUUUACUGGACGAGGAGACAAAGCUCCCGUUGCGAGAGUCUAAUGCUAAGCUCGUACAAUGGGAAGAUGGUACCUUUAGCAUGUUUGUGGGAAAAGAAGCAUUAGCGAUGUCUCGUCAGAAACUAGCCAACUCUUUCUUAUUUGUAAAUGAGAUGGCGAGCGAUGGUCCGCAAUUUCAGGAUAGUGAUGAUGUUGUGCCAGGUCAAGAGAGUGUACUGGAGUGUCAUGCUCGACUUCAAGAGAAAUUUACGAUCCGUCCGAUGACCACAGCCAGCAAGUCGCACAAGGGUCUCACUAUGUCAAUGCGUUGGAGACACAAUAAGAGUGUCCAGAAGAUGAAAGAGUACAUAUCUGAGCUGGAUGGCGAGCGUGAACAAGAACAGCGAGUGAAGAUCACGGACGAAAAAUUGCGUCUGCAAAAUCGUAAGAAGGCGCGCCAGGGAUAUGAGUUUGACCGUGAUCGCUCGUCGCGCAUGGAUGCGCAAUUCUUAGAGGAUGGCUACGAUGCAAUCGAUUAUGAUGAUGAUGAACACGUAGGGUCGAUUAAAGAGCAGUUUGGUAAGCGCAAAACGCUAUCGGCACAACGCAAGCCCGGCAUUCGUCGUCCAGUCCCUGGUGGCGGGCUCGAUGAGUAUCGCAGCAGCCAACGCCAGCGUGAACUCAAGCGGGAGCGAGAAGCUGAAGGAUUUGAGAGUGAUAACAAUGAUGGUGAGGAUUCAGAGUAA